AUGGCAGAAUGCACGGACGCGCCGGCAACCUCCGUGCCCCAGUUCGCGGCCGACCACAAGGCCAAGGUUGCACGCCGUGCUUUGCUGGCCUCAGCAGGGCCCGUGACGCAGCUCUUGAUUGGAGAUGCCAUCGGGGAUGCCUUUGGUUUCGGGGUGGAGAUGCAAGACGCGCACUGGAUGAGGCAGUGUGUGACAAGGUGCACCAGCUGGCCCGAAAACCCCGUGAAGCGGGAAGAGCACAAGUUCAACAGCGUCCGGGGAAUGUACUCAGAUGACUGCGAGAUGACAGUUGGUCUGAUGAAAGCCCUGGUGAAAGAUGGGAUGGCUGCAAGUGAGGAUGCGAUGCUGACAGCUUGGCGGGAAGAGUGGGAGCUGGCGAAGUGCCGACCCUCUCCGGCUGUGCCUGGUGCAGAGCGUAGUGGCCAUGGAAGUGUCAAAUACUUCUUCAAUGGUAAGACCAGCUUAAACGAGCUGAGAGAGUCACAGGCGAGCCGGGUGGAUCCUGGCAAUGCACCGCCCAUGCGAGCCCUACCGCUGGCUUUUGUGGAUCCGGGUUGCUGCCAGGAACUGUGCCGUGCGAAUGCUGACACAACCCAUCCACACCCAAAGGCUCGAGCAGCCAGCUACCUCAUCGCGCAGGCCGCGAGAUGGCUUAUCGUGGAGAAGGGAAGGAAGCAGAAGGUGCUGGAGGUGGCCCUGGAGCGGCUGCAGGCCAGUGACCUCAACCACCUGGAGACCGUGUCGUUACUGCAAAAAAUCCAGGAGCUGCCCGACUAUCACUCUUUUGGGCAGAGGCUGCAGGGGAUGCCGGAGGCUGUGCAUGCCUUGCUCUGUGGCCCACAGCCGCACCCCGACCUGGAAAAUGUUCCGGGUGGCCAGGAUGGGACGUCUGCAGUGCAUGGCCUCGGAAGCGAUGCUAUGCGGACGGCUGGGGUCGUGCUUUACAUUCUACGCUUCCACCGAGGCCCUCGUGACGCACUGUUAACAUCGCUGUAUAUCGGUGGUGAUGUCGACUCAAUCGCCGCGCUCUGCCUAGGCAUCGUAGGGGGUUCGGAAGGCUUGCAGUUAGGCCAGCGAUGUGGCUUGCCAUGGUUCUUAGUGGAAGAGCUGGAGGGCGUGGAGUACCUGGUCUCCCAGGCCUCGCGCUUCGAGGCUUGGCUCUCGGAGAGAGGCUUGGGGACCUUGGGGAUCUCCAAAGCUUCCAGGCGGACAAAGGCCCCUUCGACGCGUUUGAAGCGCCCGGCUGCGGCUGUGCACAAGAGGCCAUCCAAGCGGCCGCGCUAG
Symbiodinium natans is the source of this 1284-nucleotide messenger RNA. NCBI's taxonomy places the organism in Eukaryota, Dinophyceae, Suessiales, Symbiodiniaceae. The record is from the annotation of a GenBank genome assembly.